Acanthoscelides obtectus is the source of this 2258-nucleotide messenger RNA. The record is from the annotation of a GenBank genome assembly. Lineage: Eukaryota; Metazoa; Arthropoda; Insecta; Coleoptera; Chrysomelidae.
CAAUACGAUGCGAGUAAAGCGAUUUUACUAGCGCUGUGUAAUUUGCGCUCGCUGAGCGUGUUCUACUCGCUCACUCGCUACUCGCCGGCGAUCGGCUACUAAUCUCGCCCUGUGUAAUAGAUGCUUAACUAACUCCCGACAGAUGUCUGGGUCUGGGCUGGGUGAAAAGAAAUGGCAAACGAAAGCAUAUGUUUUGAGGUUUAAAAAGAUACAGUAAGAAGAAACGGAUUAUCAUCGAUUAAGCUUGGCAACUGUGGUGUCUGGUUUGUGUUAACAGAUACUCCAAAUCUUAGGUGCUCCGUGGUUCCGUCGUUCCAUAUCAAUGUGGAUGCCGAUGCUGAUGUUUUGUGGCUCCGUGGUUCUGUAGCUUAUUGGAAUAAACGCAUAUUAUUUUAGUCACCUUAAUAUUUUUUUUAUUCUGUGAAGUGUUCUGAAGUAAUUUGCAGUAUUAUAACAGUGUAUCGAUAUUCAAUAUUAUUGAAAAUAUGGAACAAACGUUUGCUCGAUCAGAGCGAUAUAGUCUACGAUGGAAUAAUUACACAAAUAAUUUACUUCAAAUGAUGAUAGAGCAACAUAUGAACGAAAAAUUUGUGGAUGCAAUUUUGGUUUGUGAAGAUCAAUUCAUUAAAGUACACAGAUUGAUACUUUCUGCCUGCAGCGCGUUCUUUAAGUCAAUAUUAGAGAACCAAAUUGGGCAAGCUUUCCAACCUUACAUCGUUUUAACUGGAGUGAAAUUUGAGCACUUGAGGUAUAUCAUUGAGUUCAUGUACAGUGGCGAAACCAAGGUCUUGGAUAAGGAUAUAGAAGAUGUACUUAAAUUAGGUGAAAAAUUCCAAGUUAAAGGAUUGUGUUCAGUUAAACUACGAGAAAAGGUGUCUGUGAAUUUCCCAGGGCAACUCAGCAAGAAUUCAAAAGAAAUACCUGAGCCUGCAAAUCCAUUGUGCAUUCAGAAUGCUGUCACUGGUACACCAACAGUUGUUGAGCAAAAUCCAACACUAAAAGUACCAUGUGUCACCAAAUUACCUCCACAUAAACUUAGCACCACAUCAUCUACAACCACUGAGAAGGCUAUUAGUGCAAUCAGUCCACUUGCCAAUACCUGUGCUAGAUAUGUUCAAAUUCUGCCAAAGCUUCCAAUAGAAAAACCUGGUUGUUCUCAAAAUGCAUCUAAUAAUGUAGAAUCACCUACCUUUUCUUCUCAACAGGAAAAUACAGUAAAUGCCAGGACUGUUUCUAAAGCAGUAGAGCCUUCUAAAGAUGUUGAUGCAUCAAAAAAAAUGGUAGGUCCAUUGGGUCCUUUGAUAAUGAAGGGGAAACAGAUUCUGCUAUCUAAAGAUCAGUUAAAUGAACAUUAUGAGGUUCUGCAUACAGAUAUUAAAUAUGAUUCUCCCAAAACAAAACCAGCUAUAAAGAAAUAUGUAGGAAAACAGACACCUCUUGCUAAGUCACCUAACGAGUUUGACCAUGCUGAUACUGCAUCGAGUUCUAACUCUUGCAAAAACGUGACUGUAGAAAAUAACAUUCCAGCUGCUAAAGUAAUUUUAAAAGAGGAUAUCAAGUCUAAAACUAGUGAGGGUCAAAAUAAAUCUCCAGAUAGUGCAGGCAGCUUUAUGGAAAAUCCUGCAAAUAGUAGAGUUAUAAAAUCAGAGCCCACAUCACCAGCAGAGGUAGAUGACAAGGAGGUGUUAUUGUCUGACACUUCAUCAUUUACCAUGGAGACUGGUGAUGAAGCAAUGGUGGUUAUUAAAGAAGAAAUACAGGAUGAUGAAGUCUCUAAUAGAAGCAGUUUGAUUAAAGAUACCAUGGAAGUAAUGAAAAAUGGAACUCAGGUACCAAGGAAGGCAUUGGAGAUUGAACAUAAGCCAGUGAGUCCCUUUAUGCUAUUUGCCAAUGAAUGGAGGGGAAUGAUUGCUACAGAAUAUCCAGAUGAAAGUAAGAGAGAAAUAUCACUGAGAAUUAGCCACAUGUGGAAAUCUUUGGAACCAGAUAAUAGGAAGGCUUAUUACAAAAGAGCAAGACGGUCUUUUAAAGUAGGAAGUACAUCACCACAGCCUCACAAGAGAAGCAAGCAGCAAGAUGAGAGAACGGAAUCCACCGUACAAGCAAAAAUCAGUGGUAACUUUGAAAUCGUGACAUGUGGCGAUGAAGAUAGCUAGAAUGCUGAAUAACUAGAAUGAAUGCAUUGCAGUCCUCAUACAUCAUUAUGUAAUCUUUACAAAAAAUAAUCGUAAAUGGAAUACACGAUUUUUUCUGUCGUA